This is a messenger RNA of Colletotrichum tamarilloi, 555 nucleotides long. RefSeq lists its product as uncharacterized. Bases 1 to 555 code for a protein of 184 amino acids. The record is from RefSeq and is a predicted model, not a curated record. NCBI's taxonomy places the organism in Eukaryota, Fungi, Ascomycota, Sordariomycetes, Glomerellales, Glomerellaceae. The transcript has a single exon.
AUGGGGUCGAAAUGUUGGUUCGUCCUCUCACAGACGCACUAUCCCCCACCGGAAAUCCCCAAGAACGGAUUCGGCCCUUCACGAGGCCCGGUUUGUCUAGGACACCUGAUAACUGACCUCCGACAUCUCGACAAUGUCAUCAACCGGGACGGGCCGCUCGACAUCCCGCCGAACAUGCCGAUCCACUCGAGCAAGGGGUGGGGACUAAACUGGCAGAUACACACUGGCCGCGGUGCAGAGGUUUCCGCGACAGCCGGCGCGCCCAUCGCUGCGGCUGCCGGGGUGACGAUUAAGCUGGAUGCCGGGCUUGCUUUCGAGAUGAGUGUCAGAAAACACUGGGAAUUCGAGGCUCUCGAGACGUUCAUUGUUCAACCAACCAAUAAUUUCGUCGAGGAAAGCGUCGGUACAACCGAAGUUCUCGACCAUCUCAAGAAGCAAGGUUGGCUGAAGACAUCGACGCUGUUCAUGAUUACAGGGAUUGCCAUAGCGCGAGGCGCCUCUAUCGGGGUUUCUCAAACUGCAACCAAGAAGAUAGUUGGGGGGCCAGGGAUGUGA